This is a messenger RNA of Ceratitis capitata (Mediterranean fruit fly), 2313 nucleotides long. RefSeq names its product protein alan shepard (gene shep). Gene Ontology annotation, cellular component: ribonucleoprotein complex; cytosol; nucleus. The record is from RefSeq and is a predicted model, not a curated record. Gene Ontology annotation, molecular function: poly(U) RNA binding; poly(A) binding; mRNA 3'-UTR binding. NCBI's taxonomy places the organism in Eukaryota, Metazoa, Arthropoda, Insecta, Diptera, Tephritidae. The transcript has 11 exons. Bases 299 to 1957 code for a protein of 552 amino acids.
AAAAGUUUACUACAGCAAAAAAAGUUUGAUUCAAAACAAAAAAAAAAAUAUUAUAAUACUUAUUUAACACAAAUUCCUAUCAAAAACUUCUCCACACAGUGUUAAUUACAUUUAAUUAAAUAGAAAAAAGUGAGAACAGAAAUAAUAAGAACAGGAAGAAUUUUUUUCGAUUCCAAAUAGUUGUUACAGUGUUUAAAUUCAGAACAGCAACGAGAAUAUUUGAAGAGCUUCCAUAAUUAACGAACACUUUUAUUGCGAAUUUGAAAACUCCAACAAGAAAACUUCCAUAGAGAAAGAAAUGCAUCAACCACGUUAUAGUCCAGCACCACCACCACAACAAUUGGGUAUGCGUCCACCGACGCAAUUGCCGCCACCGCGUCCGCAAACUUUUUCAAACGGAAGUUCUUCCACAGUACCGCCACCGCGUACCGCCUUUCCAGGUGCACCACCACCAACUUCAGCCGUCGCUUUAAAGGGGGCCCCCAGGCCAGCUAUGACUAGUCCAGCAGCAGCAGGCGGUUUAGCAGGUGCUCCGUAUCGCGGUGCCAGUUGGACACCACAAGGUUACGCUCCAGCUGCCGCUGCAGCAGCUGCUGCUGUCGCUCAACAAGCCUAUAGAUAUACAGCUCCAUUGCCGCAACCAGCAUACGCGGCUUAUACACCGCAUACAGCAACAACACCAGCAACAACUACGUACGGUCAGCGUGUACCAACUGCAGCAUCGCCAAGUAAUACAAAUUCGAGUAGCUCAUCAAAUACCGGCUCGCAGAGCGGAACUUUAAGUACUAGUCUGAGUAAUACCAAUACAAAUACAACAAUGGGUCCUAGUAACGGUACACAACAACAGGGUGAACAAUUGUCAAAAACAAAUUUGUAUAUUAGAGGAUUACAACAAGGCACAACCGAUAAGGAUUUAGUAUCUAUGUGUGCACAAUAUGGAACGAUUAUUUCAACCAAGGCUAUUUUAGAUAAAACAACAAACAAAUGUAAAGGCUAUGGCUUUGUCGAUUUCGAGUUGCCAGCAUAUGCCGAGGGUGCUGUCAAGGGGCUACAAGCAAAGGGCGUUCAAGCUCAGAUGGCCAAAGUGGGUAUCUGGGUGCUUCAUAGGCCGGCCAUUCAACAAGAACAAGAUCCAACAAAUUUGUACAUCGCAAAUUUGCCACCACACUUCAAAGAGACAGACUUGGAGAAUAUGCUCUCGAAAUAUGGUCAAGUUGUUUCCACACGCAUCUUACGCGAUCAGCAGAUGAACUCCAAAGGUGUUGGCUUUGCACGCAUGGAGAGUCGCGAGAAAUGUGAACAAAUUAUACAGAUAUUCAAUGGUAAUACAAUACAGGGUGCCAAAGAUCCACUUUUGGUUAAAUUCGCCGAUGGUGGUCCAAAAAAGAAGAAUCUCUAUAAGAAUCCUGAUCCAAAUGCGCGAACGUGGCGUGAUCCCACCGAAGGGAUACCGGUCACUUAUGAUCCAACUAUGCAACAGAAUGGUGUUAGUGUUAAUGUUGGCACUCCGAUUGGAGUGCCGUAUUCACGUUUUAGUGCACCACCGGUUAGUAGUUAUCCAAUGACUACCGGUUCGCAAUGGAUACCCGGUUAUAUGAUGACACAACCGAUACAACAAGUUGAGGAUCAAUAUAUGCAGAUGGCAACUGCCCCACAAUUGGGUGUCGCAUCCUAUAAACCAGACGCUGUUAAUCAAGUGCAACCACGCGGUAUCUCAAUGAUGGUUAGUGGUGAUCCAUCUGUGCCAUAUGCACCAAUGGUGCCACAAUUAGCCACAUUGCAAAUUGGGAAUUCCAAUUUCUCUCCAUCAUUACAGUAUAUUAGUCCAACUUAUCCAUAUUAUGCACAACCAACAAUUAUUCCAACAAUGCCAAUGACAGAUUCCGAACAGGCUAGCACAGCUGCAUCACCCGAUGAGGCAUAUACACAGUAUCCACAUCCAGCCGCUCCCAAAUAGGUCAUCGCGAGAUGUAAUAUUAUGAUGCCGCGAUUGACACUCUAAUGGGAGUUGGAAAUGGAAUCGGAUAAACGCGUAUAACAAAAGCAAAAAUGCUGAAAAUAAAAAAACAAAAUACACAAGGAAAACAAUUGCAACACUAGCAUAGACGAUAAUAAUAAUAAUAACAACAAGAGCAACAACAACCUUAAACCACGAAAAUGUGGAAGAUAUUGAAACGGCGCGCGGAUAAAUCAAACGAUGGAAGAAGAAACACACUUACUUACAACAAAACAAAUACUGCAAAAAAACUUUGAACAAAACGUAAACGUCAACAACAGUAACAGUAACUGUAACAAUAGCAGUAACAACACAAC